AUGGAGGCGAGGACAUUAACCCGUCCCCUGGCCGGCCUCCUCCGCCAACAGAUCACCAAAACCCUCGUCCCCAGGAGAGGCCACAAGACGACGACCCGCACAAAGAAGGCCCUCAAGAUCGCCCCUCACCCGGACUUCCUGCCCUCCGCCGCGGGCGACACCAUCCUCGUCAACCCGCCCUCGGCCGCCCCCUCGGUCCUGCACACCCCCUUCAAGUUCCUCCCCUCCACCGACCCGCGCCGCCGCGCCAACCUCUCCGCCCUCUUCAAAUCCGCCUCCGCCACCGCCUCGAAAACGACAACAGAAACGAAACUGCCCCCGGCCCUCAACGUGCCCUCCCGCGGCUCCAACCCGCGCUACCACCUCACCAAGGACGACGUCGCCGAGAUCCGCCGCCUGCGCAACGAGGACCCCGUCACCUGGAGCGUCACCGCCCUCGCGCGCAAGUUCGACUGCUCCGAGAUGUUCAUCACCAUCUGCACCCCCGCGCCCCGCGAGCACAAGGAGCGCCUGGCCAAGAAGCUCGACGCCGUCAAGGAGCGCUGGGGCGCCAUCCGCACCAAGGCCCGCGAGGACCGCGCCCGUCGUAAGGAGAUGCUUUUCCGGGGCGAGUUGUGA
Colletotrichum karsti is the source of this 618-nucleotide messenger RNA. RefSeq lists its product as uncharacterized. The transcript has a single exon. Gene Ontology annotation, cellular component: mitochondrial large ribosomal subunit. Bases 1 to 618 code for a protein of 205 amino acids. NCBI's taxonomy places the organism in Eukaryota, Fungi, Ascomycota, Sordariomycetes, Glomerellales, Glomerellaceae. The record is from RefSeq and is a predicted model, not a curated record. Gene Ontology annotation, molecular function: structural constituent of ribosome.